UUUUCAAAAGAUUUCUACUUUCAACAUAAUAAAUAGUCGCGCAAAGCAUCAUGAGCAGAUCAGGUGAUCUUCCAUAAAGUGACUUAGUGGGGAAGCCCGCCAUAAAUUGUUGAGAUUUUGAUUCCAUUCAUUGGUUUUAUCAUCUUAUCCUUUCUCUCGUCUAUGUAGUACGUAGUAGUUCUUCCAAAUGAUGUCGUUGUGCUUGACUAAUCCCAUGAUGUCGUUGUCUUCGUUCCAUAUUAACAUUGAUUUUGACUCUUCAACUUCAGUUCAAUCUGUAUUUGGUUUUAUGUCAGAGUUUUCAUCUUCAUCUUCAACUUCAAAUAAUAGUGAAAUAAGUAUAUUAGGCUAUUCAGGAAGAUCAUGCGUGUUUCAGGUGGUGUUGUAACCUCGUCUAUUAAUGCCGGAAGUACUAGCAGGUCCUUGAGGAAAAUGGGCGAUGCACCUGCUACGGAAAAUAGUACACCUAAUGCAGUAGAAAAUUCACCGUCACCAACGAAAAUUGGAGCAGCUAGAAUAGGAUCUACUUCAAGCAGUGGGAACAAGCAGGUUGUGAAUAAGAUCGGCGCAUUAAUAGCAGGACCUGGAAGUGGAACUUCAGAAGCAAAGAUUAAGGCUCAGCUUUCAAUGGUCUUUGGGGUUGGUCACUGAGAUCGAAGAAGCGGCCGCUUUAGAGAACAGGGGAAAACGAAGGGAAAGGGGAGAGCUUUGAAGGGGAGAGCUUUGAAAGGGGAAAGCGACCACUGAAGGCUGAGCUUUAAAAAGCGCUCUUCUUCUUCAGUUGUAAACAAGGCUUCGCAAAGUUCCUUGGCGCCGCAACCAUCAAAGAGCGCAACGAGUACGACUGUACGGACCUCGAACAACAGGAAGCUAAGACAUCUUCAGUGGGAAGCAACCGGAGUUUAG
Molecule: messenger RNA, 906 nt
Organism: Amoebophrya sp. A25
Lineage: Eukaryota; Dinophyceae; Syndiniales; Amoebophryaceae
Source: the annotation of a GenBank genome assembly